Messenger RNA from Zingiber officinale, 531 nucleotides. Its product is annotated as putative cyclin-D7-1. The record is from RefSeq and is a predicted model, not a curated record. Lineage: Eukaryota; Viridiplantae; Streptophyta; Magnoliopsida; Zingiberales; Zingiberaceae. The coding region runs from base 1 to 531 and encodes 176 amino acids. The transcript is spliced from 2 exons.
AUGGACGAUUUGGCACGUUCGUUUGAGCCGACCACAAUCCAACAGAUGGAACUGACGGUUCUCAAGCGACUGGACUGGCGGCUGGCGUGCGUCACGCCCUACACGUACUUGGAGGCGGUAGCGUGGGACUCGCAGUUGCACCGUGCGUGCGCCGUCGAGCUCCUCGUCGCCGCUUUAUUAGAUGCCAGAUUUCUCGGAUUUAAUGCGUCCAGCGUGGCAGUGUCGGCGCUGAAAGCUGGGGAAGGAGGCGGAGCUGCUGCUCUUGCCCUCCUCUCCAUUGAAGCCGACGCCAAGGUCGGCCGGCAGGUCAACGAGGUAGCAGAAUGUCAACGAAUGAUGCGAGAUCUGGAGACGACGACGACUGACGUGAGCAUCUUUCUGCACAGCCCCAAAGCUGCGAUAUCUAUGCAAACAGCCCCUGAAUCUAGUGCUCUGAGCUUCUCCACAGCCCCUGAGCUGCAGGGUCCAGUUUUGAAGAAACAAAAGAGAGAAGAGAUCGAUGAUGAUCCACGAAGAAUCAAAAUUUCAUAA